Eurytemora carolleeae is the source of this 629-nucleotide messenger RNA. Its product is annotated as 60S ribosomal protein L17. Gene Ontology annotation, molecular function: structural constituent of ribosome. Gene Ontology annotation, cellular component: cytosolic large ribosomal subunit; ribosome. Bases 16 to 582 code for a protein of 188 amino acids. The record is from RefSeq and is a predicted model, not a curated record. The transcript has 6 exons. Gene Ontology annotation, biological process: cytoplasmic translation. Lineage: Eukaryota; Metazoa; Arthropoda; Copepoda; Calanoida; Temoridae.
ACAUUUGCAGAGAGAAUGGGUCGUUACGCAAUUGAACCUGAUAAUGCCACGAAGAGCGCAAAGGCCAGGGGAACCAACCUUAGGGUUCACUUCAAGAAUACCCGCGAGACAGCUCAGGCUAUCAAGAAGAUGCCCCUCAACAGGGCCAAGAUGUACUUAAAGAACGUCAUUGCCAAGAAGGAGAUCGUCCCCUUUAGAAGGUUUAUGGGCGGAGUAGGUCGCCACGCCCAGGCUGCUGUCCAUGGAACUUGCCAGGGACGUUGGCCCCUCAAGUCUGCCGAGUUCCUCCUCCAUAUGUUGAAGAACGCAGAGAGCAAUGCUGAAUACAAGGGACUAGAUGCUGAUCAUCUGGUCAUUGAUCAUAUUCAGGUGAACCGUGCUCCUAAGAUGAGGCGUAGAACCUACAGAGCUCAUGGUAGGAUCAACCCCUACAUGUCCUCUCCCUGCCACAUCGAGCUCUCCCUCGUAGAGAAGGAGCAGACCUAUGCUCGUGCUGACAACGAACCAGAGAAGAAGAAGGUUAGUAAGAAGAAGAUGCAGAAGCAGAAGAUGGCCGCGAGCAGGAGCGAGGGAGGCAUGUAAAUCAAUGUGUUCAACUCUCUUCCUUCAAUAAAGCGUUACAACCUCAA